Mucor velutinosus is the source of this 1035-nucleotide messenger RNA. RefSeq lists its product as uncharacterized. Lineage: Eukaryota; Fungi; Mucoromycota; Mucoromycetes; Mucorales; Mucoraceae. Gene Ontology annotation, biological process: protein dephosphorylation. Gene Ontology annotation, molecular function: protein serine/threonine phosphatase activity; cation binding. The record is from RefSeq and is a predicted model, not a curated record. The coding region runs from base 1 to 1035 and encodes 344 amino acids. The transcript is spliced from 6 exons.
AUGGGACAAACACUUUCAGAGCCUAUUGUCGACAAAAAUACUCAUCAUGGAAAGAACAAAAACUUAGCUUAUGGCCUUUCAGCCAUGCAAGGUUGGAGACUCACCAUGGAAGACGCUCACUGUGCUGAAUUAGACGUAGAUGGCACUACCGCUAGUUUCUUUGGUGUUUAUGAUGGCCAUGGAGGUUCAACUGUUGCUCAAUAUACUGGGCAAACGCUUCACCAUCGUGUUAUCGAAUCUUCGCACUACAAGGAGAAGGAUUAUGCAAAAGCUUUAAUCGAUGCUUAUUUAAAGUUGGAUGUUGAACUUUUACAGGAUCAAAACUUUGCCUAUGAUCCCUCUGGGUGCACAGCUGUAACAGCUUUGGUGACUCCUGACCAAAAGUCUAUAUUUGUGGCAAAUGCCGGUGAUUCAAGAUCUGUUAUUAGUACAUCUGGUCAAAGUAAGGCUUUAUCGUACGAUCACAAGCCUGUCGAUCCCAAGGAAAAUCAACGUAUUGUAAAUGCUGGUGGCUUUGUUGAAUUUGGACGUGUCAAUGGCAAUCUUGCUUUAUCGCGUGCUAUUGGCGACUUUGAGUUUAAACAAAACUCCAAUUUGCCUCCUGAGCAACAAGCAGUUACUUGCGACCCUGAUGUAAUCGAGCAUACAAUUACCGAUCAAGAUGAAUUUUUUGUUUUAGCCUGCGAUGGUAUUUGGGAUUGCAUGACAAAUCAACAAGUUGUCAACUAUAUUCGUGGACAUUUGGCCGAAAAGACAAGAUUGGAAGACAUUUGUGAACAAAUGAUGGAACACUGUCUUGCACCAGAUAGUGAUGGAGGAGGCGUCGGAUGCGAUAAUAUGUCAGUCAUGAUUAUUGCCAUUUUGAACGGAAAGACAGAGGAAGAAUGGUACGAUUGGAUGGCAAGUCGUACGGCUGCUCCCAAGAAGGAUGCUUUGGGCAAUGAUGUUGUUGGUGAGCCCACUGAAACUACAACAGUAACAGCAACUUCAGAGGAUACCACCAAAAAUAAUGAUACUGCUGCCGCUAAACCAUGA